Molecule: messenger RNA, 570 nt
Organism: Funneliformis caledonium
Lineage: Eukaryota; Fungi; Glomeromycota; Glomeromycetes; Glomerales; Glomeraceae
Source: the annotation of a GenBank genome assembly
AUGGCGAACAUGUUUAAAGUUUAUUACGAGAAAAUGGAUCUUAAAAAUCUAGACCUCAAGAAGCACAUUGAAACGCAUCAAAAUAAAGACGUUACUUCUUCACAAGGUGGCUUUAAUUUUGAUGUCAGGAGACAGAGAACAAUUAGAGUACCUGACAUUUCUUUCACUCCAAAACAAACAGAUCGCAGUUUAAACACGCUACAAAAUUGGACCUUCCAAGGUCAACCCUUUACCCCAAUAUUUGUUAUUGAGGUUAGUUUUAUUGAAAGUAAUUCAACGCUCCAAGUAUUUGAUGAUAGAUUUAGAAAUGAACUCUUUGCACUGGGAACAUCUGUGGAGUUAGGAUUUCUGAGAAAGAUAGAUAUCAGGAUUAACGGUCGGGAGAUUCUUUUAGGCUUCGAAUUGAAUGUUAGGAUGAUUGAAAAAGCUAUUUCACAACAAGAUUCAGAUUCAUCAUCGUCAGAUGAUGAUACUAGAUUUUCUUAUCUUAAAUGUACGGAAACCUUUACUAAUAAUCACAGAUUUAUAAAGCAUUUUCAAAUAGAACAUGCACUUAAGGCACGUACCUAA